This is a messenger RNA of Papilio polytes (common Mormon), 1860 nucleotides long. It is a transcript of the gene gkt, whose product is annotated as probable tyrosyl-DNA phosphodiesterase. Gene Ontology annotation, cellular component: nucleus. Gene Ontology annotation, biological process: single strand break repair; double-strand break repair. The record is from RefSeq and is a predicted model, not a curated record. Bases 112 to 1785 code for a protein of 557 amino acids. The transcript is spliced from 14 exons. Gene Ontology annotation, molecular function: single-stranded DNA binding; double-stranded DNA binding; 3'-tyrosyl-DNA phosphodiesterase activity. NCBI's taxonomy places the organism in Eukaryota, Metazoa, Arthropoda, Insecta, Lepidoptera, Papilionidae.
CUUUAGUAAACAUUGAUAACGAUAUUUUUUAAUUUAAGUUUUUUUAUGCCUACGCUUACAAUAACCCAAUUUAUUACAAUUUAUUAGAAGUGUAAAGUAUUAUCAGAAAUUAUGAGCAGUUCAAGUAAACGAAAUGAGAAAAUGGAAAGUAAUAUUGCAUCCAAAAGAGUUAAAACGGAAUGUUCUUAUGGAGAGAGAUGUUACAGACUGAAUCCGGCACAUUUACGGGAAUUCAGCCAUCCACACUCUAAGAAUUUUAUAAAAGAAAGUACAAGUACACAUGUAAAAGAAUCGAAUGAAUUAAUUCAAGAUUUACCACAGAGCAGUCAUACAAAUAGGUUAAGUGUUAGUGAUGGAAGCAAAUUAAAUGCAAAUAAAGAAAUGGAUUUAGAAAAAGACAAAAGAAGAGAUGAAAGAGAGAAAAGCAAAUCACCAGUACACCAAAUUGUGAAAGGUGAAUAUAUACCUAUAAUAGUACCGACCCGUAAACCUGAACAGUUUUUAAAAGUGGUGAUACCACCUGGUGGGAUGGCAGCGAAGCAUGCUGCUACUGCUCCCUACCAUAUAUUUUAUACAACAAUAACUGAUUCUAAAGAGACGCACAGACAGACGAAUUCUAUUACAUUUCUAGAAAUAUUGGAUAGAAGUUUGGGUGAAUUAAAGUGUUCUUUGCAAAUAAAUUUUAUGGUAGAACCAGGAUGGUUACUAGCUCAGUAUUAUUUUGCUGGAUACAGUGGUAAAAAGUUAACAAUACUCUAUGGUGAUGAUUGCGGGGACAUGAAAUCGCUUAGCAAAAAGAAACCGAAUGUGGACGCACACUACGUGUCUAUGGCAACACCGUUCGGAAAGCAUCACACGAAAAUGAUGUUACUUUGUUACGAAGAUGGUUCUCUAAGAGUCGUUAUUUCAACUGCCAACCUUUAUAUUGAUGAUUGGGAAAAUAGGACUCAGGGUCUAUGGUUCAGUCCUGCAUGUCCACCUCUUCCGGUAGACUCUAUGCCACACGACGGGGAGUCCCCUACCCUGUUCAAGAGGUCUCUACUCCGGUAUUUACAUCACUAUCAAAUGCCACAGCUCAGUUAUUACGUGGACUGGGUAAAGAAAUGCGAUUUCAGUCAUAUUAAAUGGGGCAUGACUCGUACUGGGGCAUUGCUCCGACAGCAUUGUUGUAUACCACCCAGAGAUAACACUAAGUGGCCACUUAUAGCACAGGCGAGUAGUCUAGGCUCGUACGGGAAGGAACCUAAGUUAUGGCUGACAGGAGAUUUCUUGCAUCACUUUACAAAGAUCAAAGAUCAGCCACAAAUGAUGACUGCGGCUGCGGAAUUGAAGCUGAUAUAUCCAUCCUUACAGAACGUGAGACAGUCUCACGAUGAUUUACUGGGCGGUGGUUGUCUGCCCUACGCUGCAGCAGUUCACGCUAAACAACCCUGGCUAAAUGAUUAUUUAUAUCAAUGGCAAGCUAAAUCAAUACAUCGCAAUAAAGCGAUGCCACAUAUAAAGUCCUACACACGUGUUUCUCCUGACAACAAAAUGGCGGCUUAUUUUUUACUGACGUCAGCAAAUGUUAGUAAAGCUGCUUGGGGUAGUUUGAAUAAAGGCAAUCGAGCGUUGAGGAUUAUGAGCUAUGAAGCCGGAGUUUUAUUUCUACCCAAGUUUAUUAUAAAUGAAGAUCUAUUCCCAUUAGACAGGAAUGCCACAAAUAGACUAAUGUUGCCGUACGAUAUUCCUCCCGUUAAAUAUACAAGUGAUAUGUCGGCUUGGGUCUCUGAUUAUUUGUCAUAAGAAUAAUAUAAUUAACAGCCUUACAAAUAAACGCGGUAUAAAGUUUAACUUAGGUUUUUUUUUUAUAAUAUAAGU